CAACUCUGAAAGGUUAUAUGGACUUUAAAUAGCGAACUCACGUGAUGUGAGGGGACUAGCAUUCGUCCGUAUUCGUCGAAUAUCGCGCUGUGUUGCUGACACAGCCACUUCCGUCCCCUCUUGUUCCGCUGUCGAUUUUUGUAAUGCACUGUAUAUGCGAAAAUGCGCUGUUGAUUGUGUCGGACAGUCUUGAAAUAUUAUCCUUAGGAAGGACAAACACUCGAGAUUCAUAUCUACACUUGGAUUACCACAAUUUAGCUCGGAUACAAGUUGUGUGAGUUUCGAGAACGAAGAAGCGACACAUAGCGGCUUGUAACCGAGCCUACUCCGCCAUCAGGACGGUCGGGGCCGAGCGGUAAUGGCGUAGGGAAGGGAUGGUAGCGGUGGGGGGCAUCUGCACCCUCAUCCUGUUCUCUCAAAGGUCAGUUUUUAUUACCCGUGAAAUGUACCGUCAACAGUCCCAUCCAUCAAAUCACACUACUCAAUUGGCCCGAUGACUUCGUGUCAUGUUACCACAUCAUGUUUUUAACUUCACCGCGUAUAAACUGCUCAAAGGCCUUGGUGAUCAGUGCGCACUUGAUGGCGGCCGACGCUUAGCAGAUCGCGACCUUCAUCGACGUCAGAAACACUCGCCUCUCAAGUGAUUCACUUCAAAAGGGAACUAAACCAAGUCAGGCAGUCUGUGAAUUCCAUAGAUAAUUCUCGGAUUGUCUAGGGACCAACAUGCUUAUUCCAACAUUCAUCGUUACCAUCGUUUGCUGGGAAGCGUCUGGCUUGUAUCACGGUUCGCCCGCGCUGAAUCUCUUCAGGACACAAAGCAGACAAUAUCAAGACGUAAACCAGCAACAAUAUCGACAACAAUAUCAGGGCAAAGGUGGGCAUUUGCCGCUGUUCAGAGAGUCUGAAGGCUCACCGCAAGCUCCGCAGUCCGCAUCUUACACCAAUCAUGUAUCCGCUAUCUCGACACAGUACCCCCGCGUACAGGAAGUACCCGAGCCUGCGAUACCGUCCAGCAGUGAUGGUGGCCGGUACUGUGUAUAUCAGUCCUCUAAGAUAGUUCCGUGUCCCGUGAUGCAGUUCAGGGCGGUAAAACAAUCUUAUCAUUACUACUGCCAAAACACAAGACAGCUCUGCACGGGACACAGAAUUGUAAAUGUUCCUUACUACGUCACGGAGAAAAAGAGAGUGUUUACGUCACACAGAGACUGCUGUCCAGGAUUUGAGGGCUCAAAUUGUGAGAAAUCUUGCUAUAAUUGUUCUACGUUCCAACAAAUCGCAAAGAGACUAAAAGCAGUUGAAAAUUCAGCCAGGCGCGGAACCAGCAGCGCAACGCUAGGAGGGCGUGGUCCUCAAGGGGUGAGAGGGGACCGCGGACCCCCCGGGCCCGCAGGACCCCCUGGACCGUCAGGGAGAUAUGUCCCAGGCCCCCCUGGUCCACCUGGGAGGACUGUUAUUGGACUUCCUGGUCCACCUGGUCCUGCCGGUCCGAGAGGAAUCCCUGGACUUCCUGGAGCAUCCUUUGGCACCGAGGCCAAUAUUCGGCAGCCUUCGUCCGCGAUGGUGCGAGACUUGAUGGAACAGUUCUCUAUCGUGAUGUACAGGAUUCGGGAACUCGAGGAAAGAGUUGACGCGUGCAACUGUCCGGUCCGUCGUGCACCGCGCCCCUCAGAGAGCAGCGCAGCCGCGCACUCUUCAGAAAGAAGUGGCGGGAAAGCUGCAGCUGAAGGGGAGGCCUGGGUCCGAGUGGUAGACGAGAACGUCCGGCCACCCUCACAAGCCAAGGCGACGACGACCAAGACACCCCCCGCAACCGCGCCUGCAGACGAUCUGUUUGCGCCACCGGCUCUAUAAACGCUUGACUGCAAACUAGCCGAUUAGUGUAGGGCUAGAUGAGCUAUAAUAGUUAAUUUAUUUUGUAAAAAAAAUGCUUAUAAAAGAUAUAUUGCUUCGCCAAUC
Nematostella vectensis (starlet sea anemone) is the source of this 1956-nucleotide messenger RNA. RefSeq lists its product as uncharacterized. Gene Ontology annotation, molecular function: protein binding. The transcript is spliced from 8 exons. The record is from RefSeq and is a predicted model, not a curated record. Bases 724 to 1851 code for a protein of 375 amino acids. NCBI's taxonomy places the organism in Eukaryota, Metazoa, Cnidaria, Anthozoa, Actiniaria, Edwardsiidae.